Molecule: messenger RNA, 1733 nt
Organism: Nannospalax galili (Upper Galilee mountains blind mole rat)
Lineage: Eukaryota; Metazoa; Chordata; Mammalia; Rodentia; Spalacidae
Gene: Mgat4c
Product: MGAT4 family member C
Exons: 3
Coding region: 1-1437 (478 amino acids)
Biological process (GO): protein N-linked glycosylation
Molecular function (GO): acetylglucosaminyltransferase activity
Source: RefSeq, a predicted model, not a curated record
AUGUUUAAAUUUUAUCAAAUGAAACAUAAUUUUCAAAUACUGGAUAAAAUGAGAUGCUUGCGAAAACGAUCUACAGUGUCAUUCUUGGGAGUUCUUGUCGUUUUCCUCCUAUUUAUGAACUUGUACAUCGAAGAUAGCUAUGUUCUGGAAGGGGACAAGCAACUAGUAAGGGAAACAUCCACACAUCAACUUAAUUCUGAGCGCUCCUUUCACACGUUUAAGGAUUUAUCAAACUUCUCAGGGUCCAUAAAUGUCACCUACCGCUAUCUAGCUGCCACACCUUUACAAAGAAAGCGGUAUCUUACAAUUGGAAUUUCAUCAGUGAAACGAAAAAAAGGAAACUAUUUGCUUGAGACAAUCAAGUCAAUUUUUGAACAAUCCAGCUAUGAAGAACUAAAGGAAAUUUCAGUGGUGGUUCAUCUAGCAGAUUUUAAUUCAUCCUGGUGUGAUGUCAUGGUCCAACAUAUUACACAGAAAUUUGCCCAUCAUAUCAUUGCUGGAAGAUUAAUGGUUAUACAUGCUCCAGAAGAAUAUUACCCAGCUUUAAAUGGUCUUAAAAGAAAUUACAAUGACCCAGAAGACAGAGUCAGAUUUCGUUCCAAACAAAAUGUAGAUUAUGCUUUUCUGCUUAAUUUUUGUGCCAAUACGUCAGACUAUUACGUAAUGCUUGAGGAUGAUGUACGGUGUUCCAAAUCCUUUUUAACUGCCAUCAAAAAAGUCAUUGCAUCCUUAGAAGGGACGUACUGGGUAACUCUUGAAUUCUCUAAGCUUGGCUACAUUGGUAAACUCUAUCACUCUCAUGAUCUCCCACGUCUGGCACACUUUUUAUUAAUGUUUUAUCAAGAAAUGCCUUGUGAUUGGUUAUUGACUCAUUUCCGGGAUCUACUGGCUCAGAAAAAUGUGAUCCGAUUUAAGCCAUCUCUCUUUCAGCAUAUGGGUUAUUAUUCAUCCUAUAAAGGAGCGGAGAAUAAACUGAAAGAUGAUGACUUUGAAGAGGAGUCAUUUGACAUCCCUGAUAACCCCCCAGCAAGGAUCUACACCAACAUGAAUGUGUUUGAAAACUAUGAAGCAAGCAAGGCUUACAGCAGUGUUGAUGAAUACUUUUGGGGAAAAUCUCCCUCAGUAGGGGAUACCUUUGUGAUUAUAUUUCAGAAUCCAAUUAUAAUUAAAAAAAUUAAAGUGAAUACUGGAACAGAAGAUCGACAGAAUGACAUUUUGCAUCAUGGAGCUCUAGAUGUUGGAAAAUUUAAUGAAUUUAGAAAAAAAAUAAGAACAUGUGAUAACUACCUAAGACUAGGGGAAUUCAAAAAUGGAAACUUUGAAAUUUCAGAAGUGAAUAAAAAAAUUCCAUUUGACAUACACUGCAUGAGGAUAUGUGUUACCAAAACCCAAAAGGAAUGGCUGAUCAUUAGAAGCAUCAGUAUUUGGACAUCUUAGCCAAUUAAACCAGAAUCUUGUGAUUCCAAAGCAGUUCUUCCUGCUUCGUUUUUUGCUAUCUUCAUUCUUUGCUACUUUCAUCGUUUGAAUGAAAAGCAAUAGAUGUCAUGUGUUACAAGGAAAGCUAAUAAUCUUGGCAGUUUUAAUUGAGCCUUGAUUCCAAAUUGUCAACAUGGUCUUAAUCUAAUACACCCCUGUAUUUGUUUUUGCUUUUGAAGUCAAAUUCUAGGGUCAAUGUUGCUUUCAUUUAUAUUUUUAAAUGUUCUUAAAGUCACGAUUUCAAAUGAAUAACAAAA